UUUUUGCUACAGCAUUUGUAGAGAGAAAAAUAAAUAACAUUUUAAACACGUUUGAUAUUAUGUUAAUAGCAGUUUUAUGUUAUGUUCAAUAACAUGAAGUGCUUCUCUAACAUAAUUUAAUCACUAUUUGUUUGGGUUUGAGGCCAGACAGACAGGCCCAUUAAAUUUUAACAAAGGACCAAGUUUCAGGACAUUCAUCCCGGGGUCAACAAGCAGCAACGCCAGCCAGACGGUCAAGUGAAAGUUUUCUGCUAGUCGCAUUUCAAGAGCAGUUGCGACCAGACAUGAACAAGCGCAACAACAUUCGGCUGCCGCCAGAGGUGAAUCGGCUGCUAUAUGUGCGCAAUUUACCAUAUAAAAUAACAUCCGACGAAAUGUACGAUAUUUUCGGUAAAUUUGGUGCCAUUCGUCAAAUACGCGUUGGCAAUACGCCGGAGACAAGGGGCACCGCGUUCGUUGUCUACGAGGACAUUUUCGAUGCCAAAAACGCAUGCGACCAUUUAUCCGGCUUUAAUGUGUGCAAUCGCUAUCUGGUCGUUCUCUAUUACCAGUCCAACAAGGCCUUCAAGCGCGUGGAUGUGGACAAAAAACAGGAGGAGCUCAACAACAUAAAAUCCAAGUACAAUUUAAAAACACCGGAGGCACCUUAGAAGCUGUCGAGCUGCGUGGUUGCGGGGCUGCCAGUCGCCGCAGGAUCAUAUGGUUCAUUGAACUUUCCACAUGCACUUCUAUAUGCAUAUAAGUCUUAAAGCAAGCCAAUUU
Molecule: messenger RNA, 762 nt
Organism: Drosophila novamexicana
Lineage: Eukaryota; Metazoa; Arthropoda; Insecta; Diptera; Drosophilidae
Gene: Sf3b6
Product: splicing factor 3B subunit 6
Exons: 3
Coding region: 285-650 (121 amino acids)
Cellular component (GO): nucleus; cytoplasm; ribonucleoprotein complex
Molecular function (GO): mRNA binding
Source: RefSeq, a predicted model, not a curated record